AUGAACAUAUGUCAUUGUUAUAAUUGAUUAGAGUUUCCAAGUAUUUGUUAUACUUUACCUAUGUUAAAAGAGAGAGUUGACUAGAAGGGUUUAAUGAGUUGACUUGUUAUUGUCUUAAUGCUUUGUAAUAAAUAAGCAUCUAGGGGCUUUUAUGUCAUUUCCCUAGAUUAGGUCGGUGGAGGAAGAAAUGAAAGUAAGAUGCUAUAAUAAGCCAAUCAAUGAAAGUACAUUGCUAUUUGUUGCAUCUGACAUUGGAAACAUUUAUGAUAUCUUAAAUCUUACCAGCCAAAUCCAUCUUGAGUGGCGAUCUAGAGUGGUACUUCUUCUCUUCAAAUUCUAAAAAAUAUUUAAGUGGGCCCAGAAUGAAUCGUGUAACUAAAACUGGAUUUUGGAAAGGCACUGGGAAAGAUAAAGAAGUCAAAUACAAAGGAAGAACUGUGGCAAUGAGAAAAACACUGAUUUUCCAUGUGGGUCAUCGAGAAAAGCGGACAAUAACAAAUUGGGUUAUGCAUGAGUACCGGAUGACAGACGAGGAUUUAGCUAACCAAGGGGUUGCUCAGGAGGCAUAUGUAAUCUGUAGAGUUUUUGAGAAAAGUGGUCUUGGGCCGAAGAACGGGGCACAAUAUGGCGCACCAUUUGAGGAAAAAGACUGGGAUGGUGAUGGUGAUGAUGAUGAUGAUGAUAAGUCUACUGUAACAUCUUUAAUGAUGGUUGGUGUGUUGGUGAAUCCUAAUAAUGCAAGUUGUUUAACAUCAACAUGUCCAUCUACAAAAACGUCUGAUCCGAAUAAUGCAAGCAGUUUGGGUCCCUCUGGUAUCACAUCUUGGGAAGAUGAGAGAGUGACAUAUGUUCCUAUUAAUGAUGAUGUCAUGCUUACCCAUGGUGACCUUGCUUCACUCCUUCAAAAUAACAACACACAGGAGGAGGUAGAAGAUCGCAAUGGGAAGAAUGUGAUGAUUGAUGAUGGUAUUGAUAUCUUAAAUGAGUUGCUGGAUGCGAGCAACCCACACGAUUUGGGUCAAGAUAUGUUUAACAUGGAUACAUUCCUGGGUGAUGAUUUUUGGAAGUAGUGGAGGACCGAGUCAACGUGGAUACAUUUCCACAUACAAUUUUGUAUUACUCAUAGAUUUAUACAAUUAUAUGUUUAGGAAUUAGGAAUAUGGCAAAUUUGUGUUAUAGUAGAUAUAUAUUUAUAAAAAAUACGAUGUUUAGGAUAUAGUAGUGGAACAUUUAUGUUGUACUAUUAUUGUGUGUUAUUUUAGUUUUACUAUAGUAAAUUAUGAUGUUGUGGUUAAA
Lactuca sativa (garden lettuce) is the source of this 1296-nucleotide messenger RNA. Lineage: Eukaryota; Viridiplantae; Streptophyta; Magnoliopsida; Asterales; Asteraceae. The record is from RefSeq and is a predicted model, not a curated record.